This is a messenger RNA of Manduca sexta (tobacco hornworm), 5336 nucleotides long. RefSeq names its product juxtaposed with another zinc finger protein 1. The coding region runs from base 16 to 1035 and encodes 339 amino acids. Gene Ontology annotation, cellular component: nucleus. The record is from RefSeq and is a predicted model, not a curated record. Lineage: Eukaryota; Metazoa; Arthropoda; Insecta; Lepidoptera; Sphingidae. The transcript is spliced from 5 exons.
UUACCUUUGGACGACAUGGCCGUCUUUAUGAUAAACAUCUGUAAAUUUAAUGGCUGUGGCAUAACAUUUCCUAGACUAUCGGAUUUGAUUGAACACAUCGAGGAUGUUCAUAUAGAUUACGAUCCCGCCGUUGUAGAACAAAAAGAAGCUUCUCAGCCGGCAUGUAUUCCGCUAAGUUAUGUUUUAAAGUUUUUCACGGAAGCAUCAAGGCGCGAACUUCAAAGUGCCCCAGUGGCCGAUGUUCGACGGCGUCUUUUAUCGGCACCUAAGACACCUUCAGUGCGAAGCAAUACUCCUACAGGUAGCGAGAUGGAUGAAGACGAACUGAUGAGUCCAUCGGAGGACAGCAAUGACUCUUGGACCACCGUUGAGGAGUACAGUUCAGAGUUUAUACUACGGUAUGGCGUCAAGAUGAACGCCAGUGCCUCCACGGGCGCCCUAGGCCCGGCCGCUCAAGAGAAGCCGUUCGCCUGCCCAGUCCCGGGUUGCAAGAAGAGAUACAAGAAUGUCAACGGCAUUAAAUACCAUUCUAAGAACGGGCACAAGAAAGAUGGCAAGGUAAAAAAGGCAUACAAAUGCCAAUGCGGCAAAAGUUACAAAACGGCACAAGGGCUUAAGAGCCACUCCAUAUCUCAGCACAUUGCCAGCAGCCAGCCAUCCACCUCGAGUGUACCCGCGCCUUCGACAGAGUCAGUGCGGGUCCACGCUCCGAAGAUGACGGGGCUCGUGGUGACCGCCUCGCCUGCCACUCGGCCGCUCAACGUCAUCGAAGGCCUCGACGGUAACAAGUUAGUCCGCAUAUACGACACUAUUAAAACAAAGGAGAUGCCCUCGUUCACCAUACCGAAGCACAACCUCACUAGUCUGAACAUAAUCAGCGCGAGUCAGGCGCAGUUGCGCCACGGGCUGCUGACGCCGAGCUCCACGCCGGAGUGCAGCCCCGUGGACAAGAAGUUCGAGCGCUCGCCCAAGGUCACCGUGCAGAACGCGCAGUCCUACCACCUCGCGCCGCCCUACUCCGGCGGAACCAACUGAUCGCCACUGAGAGGACUAGAAUGCGACGUAACGAAUUUAAAAGUCAUUAGUUAUUAGUCACGAACGUACAGUUCCUAUUGUAAAAAAAUACAAAAAAAAAACAUUAUCAUUUGAUGUCAUGUCGAAGGCGUAGAACUGAUUUCGUACGCUUCAGGCUUGCGUUUUGUUGCACAAAUCAUUCCCUCCGCACGUUCACCUAAUGUGGUUAUUUCUCACAGUUUUAGUAAAAGUUAAUUUAUUUGUUAUUUGAGUUUGAGAUUUUGUUAAUUAGUAUUUAUUUCUAAUUUAAUGGAAUGCUUUGUUUUCACUUUUUUAUACGCAGUGGGGGGAUAUUAAAUUAUUAUUUAUUAUUUUAUUUAAGUACAUAAAGGAUGUGGGUGUGAAUCUUAAAAAGGAAGUGUACUUAAUUAUUUAUAUUGUGCAUGUUUCGAUAAAAAAAUAUUCUGUCCCCGCUGUAAAAUUAUUUGUUUUAAAGGCUGUGUCCACCGCAGAUUAAUCGAUUUAUUUAUAAUUAUUGUAGAAAAAAAAACCGAAUAUUAUUAUGCUUUUAAUUUUUCACUAAGAAAAUAUUGUGGUCUUCCUAUUGCGUCUCCAUAUUACAUACCAUUCACAUGAGACCAAUAUUGUCAUCUCAAUAAACAAUGGGACUGAACAAAGUUUUGAGAAGAUAGUCAAUUUCUCAUAUACAGGUUCCUGUAAUAUUUUUUUUUAAUUUUUGCGUCGCAAAACUGUUCGCGUGGAUAUUUGAUGUCUGUGGGUAGUGUUAUUCGAUGGGAGAAGCCUCGACAUUUUACAUUCGUUUAAUUCACAAUCAAAUGAAACGGUUUCAAUAUUGGCCUUGCGUAAAUGCUUCAUUGGAUAUAUGUUCCCGUAGCGUCGUCAGUGAAUCUGUGUCGUAUUCGUAGUGUUUCCCUUCGUGCCAUCUUCCCUAAUGUUUGCGUACUUAAUGUAUGUUUCACGUAAAUUGCUUUACUUUAAAUUAUUUAUAACUAUUUAACUUCUCAGAAUGUUAGAUUUUUAUAAUUAAGUGGAAAAUAAAAAAAAAUGCAUUCUGUCAUUUCAAGCUAGAAUAUAAACAUACUCGAUAAAUGUGAUAUAAUAUAAUAUAGAAAAAAAAAACAAAAAAAAAUGCUUAUAAGCGUACACGUAUCUAGUUUUUAGGUUAAUGUUUGGAGAUGUUUGUCGUUAUACGUGUGUAUGUUUUGGUGCCUUCGUUUUGAUUUUAUACUGUGAUUCUCUGUUACGAAAGCGUUUCAUAUCGAACAGAUAUUAUGGUAUACUCUCAUUCGUCACUAAUAAAAAAUUAUGACUUAUUAAUAAGCUUAACCUCCUACGAAAUACACAAUAUAUAUUCCGUAUUUCGUAGGAAAAUCAUAUUAUUUGAAAUCUAUAUAAUUUGCUUUGGUUUUUGUGGUUUUCGAAGAACCGCGUUACUAAUAGAAUUAAAUUUAAAAUAAGAAAACGAAUUAAUAGUUUUUGCUUAUUAAAUUGACAAUAAGGUUUUACAUGAUUAUAUUACUACGCUCUUUUUAUUAUGUUUUUUUUAACCAGAGCAUUAUUAUUUGAGUUCUGAAGCUAGUUAAAAUUCAACGACAAUUAAUUUAACGAAUGAAUUGAAAUUGAACGUUUGACAUAAAAUUGGUGAGGUGCUAAAUGAAAUGGUGUAGCAUUGGAUGCGAAUGGAAUAAAUAUAGUUUGGGAGUUAAAAUGUUAAGGAAUGUGAAUAAUGGAUCCGUAGCGGUCAUGAUAUGAGUGUGUGGGUGUAUGUAUUGAGACUAUUGUAUAGUAUUACUUAUGUACAUGUGCCUUUAUUGCCUAUGGUGAGGUAGAACGUUACUAUAACGUUUUUGAAUGAAUACAAUGAUUCUUAGAAUUUGAAGGAAGACAGAUAAUUUAGUUGUGGAACGCGUUAUUACUGCCUAGUUAUAAAUUGGCAGCAAUUGUGUUGUAAAUUCUAUAAGUUUGUUUAGCGUUAAAUAUGCUUUACGGAUAAAAAAAAUUAUAGGUUUACGAUGGAGUAAUAAUAUCUUAUGUCUGUAUAAUAUAAAAUUUUAUACUUAAUUUUUAUUUUAAAAAUAUAUUAUUUUGUGUUUUAAAGUCGAAAUUUAUGCCAGUAAUACUGUUUUUUUAUUUGAUCAUUGAGCUAUGAAAGAUAAUUUCACUAGUUUAGGAAGCACGGUGUUGCUGAAUAAAAUGCACACUAGUAGCGAAAGUUAAAAGCGAUAACACCUAACCAUGGAGGCUGGCCUCCAUAACCCUGGGGCUAUACUUUAAAAAAACCUUAUUUUUUAGAGAAUUACACUCACACACUUAUAUAAUAAGAUGUACACAAUCACCCUCGAAAAAAACAAAACAAAAAAAUGUAUUUAUGUACAUUACUAUUGUGAAGUAAACUGCGUAGUGCCAAUAAAUGAUAACAAUUUUGUGGGUGAGUGUACGUGUCUUAGACUAUUUGGCGAUGGUGCUUAACGGGUAAAAAGUGUGAUAUUUGGAUUAAAAAGUAUGUAUAGUAUGAUUACCAAAGACAGUUGAUGUUCUAAACGCUAAAAUUACUGUUCAAAAACAAUUGAAAUUAUUUGUUACACUCGAAAAAAUGUCUUCUAAUUGCAAUUUUUAUUUGUAUUUACGAGUAAACGAUGUCUUUGCGACUUUAAAUGUAAAGUUUUGUAAAAAGACGAAUUGUGGGGUUCGAUUCUCUACUUUUAUGCAGUCGAACGCAUAUGUGUGGAUUAGCAAUCUUCUGCAUACUAUAAUGGAAAAUCCGAAUAAUGAUAUAUUAUUUGAUUGUGCAUGACAAUAAUAUUUACAAUCUAACUGAAGAAUUAUGUUCGAAAUUUGAAUUUUAAAUAAUUUCCAAUAGCAAAGAUUGCACAUCCCAAAUGUAAACUGCGUUCGACUGUACCUAGUCGACACAUCUCAUUUUGAUAUAUUGAAUUAAUUUAACUUUUGUACUAUAAAAUAUGUAUUACCAAAGUUCGUAGCGACAAAUGAUAUGUGUCAUAUAAUUCGCAUGUAUUAUGUAUGUGUUUUAAUUUAUUUAACGAAUGUGAAUUUUGUUUUUCAUACGUGGAAAAUGUUUUCUUGUGGGACUGCUCAUAGUAAUGUAUAAUUUUCGUGUAGUUUCAUAUUGAACAUUUUUAAUAAUUGUUUGAUUUAAGACUGAUAGUUGGAAUAUUGAUGUUCGUGUAUUUAUUUAUUAUUCGAAUAGGUACCUACCAAAAGACAGGAAGCUGCCUUGAUAAUACUAGCUUGUUCGAUGUAGCGCCUCGAAUUAAAGCCACUUGUGUAACGGCACGACGGUGCGUGUUUAUUUUUGAAAUAAUGCCUAUGUUAGGUACGUUUAGAGAUGUGAAUAAUUUUUUCAAAGAUCAUUUAAUAUUUAAAUGCAUAUUCUUACGCAGUAGGGGAGUUAGUACUAAUGAUUCAAAGCAAUCAAUAACAAAAUAUUUAAGUUUCUGAAUUUUAUUUGUUUAUGGAAAUAAAAUGCGCGCCACAAACAGACCAUAAGCUUUAAUUAUUUAAAUUUCGUUUGCAGAAAUUAUAGAAAAAAAACUUUAAAUAGAAAAAAAAUGUGCUUUGAAGCCUUUUUCCUCGAAUCCUCACUUUUUUUUUAUUUUAAGAAAUUAGGAAGGAAUCUGAAAUAUUCUGUUUGUGGCGCGAAAUACAUUUAUGAAAAUACAUUUAUUAAUGUUAUUGGCCAAGGGUAAAAUAUUCUCAGAACUGUUGGUGACCGUCAAUUAAUACGACCAAUUUUGAAAGUUGUUGAUAGAGAUCGGUAGGUUUGGAUGAUUAUUAAAGAAAAAUGAUAUUUGUCAAACUUAUGUAAAUGAGGGCCGAGGUGCUCCCAUACAUAUUGUGGAAUUUUCUACAAUCUAUACAUGUUAAUAUAAUUAUAUGUUUUUCUCUAUACUCUAUCAAAAAUACUCCAUGGGAGCUCCUGUAGGCGCAUAUUCCAGUAUCGAUUAAUUUCAUUAUAUUCCGUUGAACAUUACAAAUUCUAUUUAGUGUCGAUAAUUGUCCGAAAACGGUUGUGAGUAAUAUAAAAAUAGAUUCCGUUACAAAAACUGGACUUAGAUAAAUCUGAAUACAUGUACAUAGCAGAGAAAUAAUUUUUGGUAAUGAAAUUGAAAAUACGGCAGGUCUUGUUUCAAUGAAUGUUCGAUGUAUAAUGUCGAUACGUGUAUCUUACUGUUUCUGUCUUGUCUGUUUAUCCCGGCAGUGGUUUUUGAGCAACCAAAUGUGCAACCCGCGCGAUGAUUGUUUGAUUCAUUUACCAUCAGUAUAAUAAAUGGCAACCGUAA